Dunckerocampus dactyliophorus (ringed pipefish) is the source of this 2052-nucleotide messenger RNA. RefSeq names its product threonine synthase-like 1. Bases 1 to 2052 code for a protein of 683 amino acids. Gene Ontology annotation, cellular component: cytoplasm. NCBI's taxonomy places the organism in Eukaryota, Metazoa, Chordata, Actinopteri, Syngnathiformes, Syngnathidae. The transcript has 2 exons. The record is from RefSeq and is a predicted model, not a curated record.
AUGGGUCCACCUGGAGCAGGAAAGACCACGGUGGGGAGGAUAGUGGCCCACAGGCUAGGGCUUCCUGUUGUUGAUAUAGAUGAUGACGUCUUGGAGACAACAUGGAAGAUGUCUGUUGCAUCCAAGCUAGAUGCAGUUGGUGGAAAACGAUUCCUGGAGGAAGAAGGCCAGGUGUUGUGUAACUUCUCAGCUUCUGGAUGUGUCGUUUCCCUCACAGGCUCCAACCCUCUUCACCCUGAGGCGAUGAAGCACGUCAAGCAAAGCGGCAUGGUCAUCUACCUGGAUGUGGACAGCGAGGAUAUCCUGCAGAGACUUCAUAGAAUGAAGGUGGACAGGCUCGUUGGCCGAGAGGCAGGACAGUCCAUUAGGGACAUUCUGCGGCACAGGAAGCAGUUUUAUGAGCGUUGGCUGGAUGUGCGAGUGUUUUGCGGGCGAAAUGACACAGUGGAAGACGUAGCGGAGAAGGUGCUGCAGGCUGUGGAGAGAUAUCACAACCAUGCUGCUGAGACCUAUGUAUCCACCAGAAGUGACAGCAAAGGAGCAUCCGGUGAGACAACACACUUCAGUGAUGUGGUAGUGGAGGGUUUGGCCUCAGAUGGGGGUCUCUAUGUACCCAAGAAUGGCUUUCCAAAAAUGGGUACUAAUGAGUGGUUGAGACUGGUUGACAUGUCCUAUCAAGAACAGGCACUGGUGUUACUUGAGAAGUGCAUCCACCCGUUGGAUGUCUCUGCUUUGGAUCUGAGACAAAUGAUCUACAAGGCGUAUGGGUCCAACUUUUCAUGUGAGGAUGUUGCACCUGUGAAGCACCUGGUCCACAAUAUGUACAUUCAAGAGCUUUUUCAUGGCCCCACAUCUUCAUUUAAAGACCUCGCCUUGCAGCUAAUGCCCCAUCUCUUUGCCUACUGCCUUCCACCUAUGUGCAACUACCUCAUUCUGGUCGCCACGUCCGGUGAUACGGGAAGCGCUGUCCUCAGUGGCUUCAGCGGGCUACGUGGCGCUGACAGACGCAGGACGGGAGUGCUGGUCUUUUUCCCGGAGGAAGGCGUGAGCGAAAUUCAGAAGUUACAGAUGACGAGCUUCAACGAGAGCAACGCGAAGGCAGUCAGCGUACGCUCGGACUUUGACUUCUGCCAAAGAAGCAUCAAGAGGAUGUUCGGCGAGUCCGGACUGACGGGGCACCUCGCUGUGGAGUACGGGACUGUUCUCAGCACCGCCAACUCCAUCAACUGGGCACGUUUAUUACCACAGGUAGUUUACCAUUCCACUGCCUAUCUAAACCUGUGUCGGGAUGGCGUGAUCAAUUUUGGGGAGCCUGUGGACGUUUGCAUCCCGACAGGUAACUUUGGGAACGCCAUGUCAGCCGUGUACGCCAAGCAAAUGGGAAUCCCCAUAAGAGAAGUCAUCUGUGCAUCCAACCACAACUGUGUGGUCUCAGACUUUAUCAAAACAGGCGAGUACGAUCUCCGGAAACGCCGUUUGAUCCCGAGCCACUCUCCGGCUAUAGAUAUUCUGAAAUCCUCCAACCUUGAGAGGUUCAUCUAUCACGUCUCCGACAGCGACAGCCGACUAGUCAAGGACUUGUUCACACACUUAGACACACAGCAGCACUUUCGCCUUCCUGACCUGCUUCUUAGCAGGAUUCAGCAGGAAAUGCAGGCAGGCUGGUGCUCUGAAGCGGACUGCCUGGCCGCCAUCCAGAGCAUCCACACGCAGACCGGCUACAUCAUGGACACACACACCGCCGUGGCUAAAGUUGUGGCUGACAGGUUGCAGGACGCCACGUGCCCCGUGGUGAUUUGUUCCACCGUCCACUACGGCAAAUUUGCGCCCGCUGUGUUGAGAGCUUUGCAAGUGGAAAAUAUUCCACAAAGUCCUUUGGAGCAGCUGGAAAAACUGCAGCGGACUGCAUCCAUACCAGGAAUGCACAGGGACAUGAUGAAAUGCGUCAAGGAAGGAGACAGACGGGGACACGUGGUUUGUGAAGCAGACUAUAGUGUGUUAGUAGAAGAAGUGGAGAACGUGAUACAGGACUCCUUCCUCAAAGUUAUGUAG